UCAAGAUGGCGGCGCCCAUGGGUAAAUAACCAGCAGCAUGACAUGAUUUUGAUGACUGUAAUGAACUAGAUCCACAUACACCUUGUAAUAAUUGAGGAUUGCGUUUAUCUUGUAAGAAAUGGGUAAACAAAAGAGAGGCAGACAGAAAUACCACAAUGCAGCAGUAAAAAUCAAAAAUGUCCCCAAAGAGGAGGGGAAAACAGACCAGGAGGAAAUGGAAACCUCCUCCAAUCCCGGUGUAGCUGCUGUGACAGGUAACAUGUUUAAGAGCGUGAAGAUUAGUGCCGAGGAACUGACCCAGAAGCUGCCCACUGACUGGGACACAAAGAGCGCCAUCACUAGCACCUCACUGAAGGGGCUACAGCUGAAGAAGAAGGACAGGAAGAAACUCAGGAGGGAACUUCUGGUGCAAAAAUUGGAUGCAGUGGAGGCAGCAAAGAAAGCGGCCAAAGAGAAGAAGAGAAAACAGAGUACCCCUGUGGUGGGGGACAUAGGAUUGCUGGGAGAGGCCCUCCCCACACUGGACAUGCUGCUCAAAAGUGACCAACACAAGAAAAAAGAAUGUAAUAAGGAAAAACCUCGUAGUAUUUUGAAGGAGAAGAAGAGGCAAAAGCAGAUGUUAAAAGACGUGGAAUUAUUUCAUCAAGUUUACAGCCAUCCAUCUUAUUCCAAGGACCCAAGGGCAACAAUCCAUGAACAUUUACAAAACAAACUUAAACGGGAAAAUCAGAUGGAAUCUUAGCACUGGAGAGAAGGGAUUUAACCAUUUUACCAGAAUUAUGCUGAUUCCUCUGGGACACAAGAACCACAUAUACAUGUAUUUUGUAAAACUAGAGGAAUAUAUUACAAACAUUUACACAUACCAUUUUUUUAAAAAUCUUGAUUGUUUGUUUUAAUUCUUUGCAAUUUAUAUGUACUGUAAACAUACUUUUUUCCACGGUGUCAUAAUUCCGCGGAAUCUCAAUUUCUGUUUAUUCAGCGAAUAGAAAAAUACGCAGAUUUCCUGGACAGUCACUAUAUGCCUUAUAUUUAUAUAAUAAUUUUAUGGACAAAUUUCCGCGGAAAAUUUGUGACCGCGUACAUAGCGUAUUUUAAUACCACGUGGAAAAAAUACUUCUACAGUAAUUUAUCAAACUUCCCUCACUUAUACAAAUGUUCAUGUUGCAUUAGUAAUGAAUCCUGUGUGGGACAUUCAUGCCCUAUGGACAUAUUUCUUUAUUGCAGUAAAAUGUUAUAUAUUGUUUAUUUUGUUACCUGUUGAUACUGAAAAAAAUAUCAAAAUUUUGGUUUCGAACAAAAAUAAAUAUGUAUGAAAAGCAGGAA
This is a messenger RNA of Saccostrea cuccullata (small rock oyster), 1323 nucleotides long. RefSeq lists its product as uncharacterized. The transcript is spliced from 6 exons. Gene Ontology annotation, cellular component: 90S preribosome; nucleolus; preribosome, small subunit precursor. The record is from RefSeq and is a predicted model, not a curated record. The coding region runs from base 119 to 742 and encodes 207 amino acids. Gene Ontology annotation, biological process: maturation of SSU-rRNA from tricistronic rRNA transcript (SSU-rRNA, 5.8S rRNA, LSU-rRNA). Lineage: Eukaryota; Metazoa; Mollusca; Bivalvia; Ostreida; Ostreidae.